This is a messenger RNA of Malania oleifera, 2881 nucleotides long. RefSeq lists its product as uncharacterized. NCBI's taxonomy places the organism in Eukaryota, Viridiplantae, Streptophyta, Magnoliopsida, Santalales, Ximeniaceae. The transcript has a single exon. The coding region runs from base 442 to 2703 and encodes 753 amino acids. The record is from RefSeq and is a predicted model, not a curated record.
CAAGAGGUCGUGACUUAUGAGUGUCUUGACAGGUAACAGGUCGCCAUUGAGUAACCCGUGAGGUGGAAGCCUACUUUAGCUUCAGGACCAUUUCUUCACGAUAAAAUAAAGAAGGACGCAGAUAAACCACCAUGAAAAAUAAACCAAACAAUUAUUUAAUUUAGGAGUGAGGGCCAUAGUAAUGGUGGGAAUUCAUUCAGUAAUCAGUAUGUCCAGACAGCAGGCUCCAUCAGCAUGCCGUAUUGGGUGGAAGUUGAACAAAAAUUUCAAAACAAAAGUCUAAGACGUGUUUCACGAUCAAACCAGAAGUCAUGCCGUCGUUCAUGAUCAGAGCAAACCUCAGACUCAUCCAUCAUUGCAGUCAAUAAGCGGCAGCACCAAGAUUACAGCAGCAGCAGAAUCAACAAUAGCUCUAUCUCAUGCCAAAGGGGCAGGAAGAAGAUGGGUAGGCUCGGCUGCGACAUCGAUGGACACCUGAAUGACUCAAAGUUCAGUGAGCCAAUGCCAUGGAUUGGCAUGUAUGUAGCUGCAGCAUCUCUGGCCUGCUGCCUUGCCAUGGCUGCAGAUGUUUUCAGUGGACUCCGCCAUAGAAAGCUUUGGUUCCCCUGCAGAUGCUUCUCUCUUAACGCCACUUCCCUGACUUUAAUAGGUGUGGCUAUCAAAUUCUCUGUGGAUCUAAACACCUCCAUGCCUCGCCGCCAGGAUCAGCUUGCGAAACUUAGCAACGCAGUCUUGAUCUGCACUGUAAUGGGUAAUUCUAUGCCUUCGCUGGGGAUCAUGCAAAACCAAGAGAUCAUUAUGAAUAUUAUGGCUUUGGGACUUCUUGUCAUUACACUGGUGGUAAAUAUCUGCAUCCAAUUAGGAACUGGUGCAAUUUACAUUUUCUGGGAAGAACAAGCUUUCAUCAUGUUUCUCAUGCUUCUUUUGCUAGUGAUCUUGAGCUUUUCAGCUUUGACUGUUUCAACCACUAAGCACUAUUUAGAAACCAAGUACAGGAAAAAGCAUAAACUAGCUUUGAAAGAAUGCUCUGGUGAAACACACAAAUCUGUCGUUGAAAAACUUAGAGGGGAUCUGACGAAAUAUUGGAUGAUGGCCCAUACUUCCAGCCCCCAGUUUGUAAUGGGGCGUUCUGUGAUGUGCACUGCUUCUGGGGCAUUCUGUCUGCUUGGUGCCAUGACUCUGGCUGAAGCCAUGAUUCGAUCUUACUUGAUGCCAUCGUCCUGCAACUUCUGCGGAGGCGAAUCUGAUUAUAAGUGGUCAACCACCAUAGUUCUCAUUAUUCAGACCAUUGCUGUGGGAGUGGGUACCAUUGCCCCAGCAUUUAGAUGGUUCACUGCUAUAAAUUUCAGAUGCCCAAAUAGAGGAACCAUAACCUGCAAAAACAAUUUCAAAGUGGAGAGCUACUGGAUUCAGAGCCUUGUAGAGCUAAAAGAGUGCCCCUUAGUUAUGCAGAUCCCUAAAAGGAACCUUAGAAAAUGUGUCAACAACAUAAAAAUUAAACUUUUGGACAUUUGUAUCAGCAUGCAGACUGGGAUAGUGCUAAUGAGUAGAGCAGUUCAGCUAAUUUCUAUUUUCUUGGUAUACUGGUUAUUUAGCUGCAGUGACUGCUGCAAGGAAAUCAAAAGGAAACUCAAAUCCAACCAGAGCAUAUCAAACAAGGACUCAGGUUCAGUGUCACAAACUAGCAAAACCCUGGCUCUCAGCCGUUUUGUUUUGCAUCUUGAAGGAGAGGAAGAACUGGUUGAGCUGAUGAUAAGGAACAACUGUGAUGCCACUGAUCAUUGGAUCCAAAAGGGUAAAAGCAAGCAGCCAAAAUACCUGAUGCAACUCCUGGAGAAAUCCACUUUUACACAAGGAUUCAAGGGAGUAAGAGAGUUUGACAGCACCCAAGUUCCUUCUCUAGAUUCAUCAGAGCCUCCCAAUAGUUGGGUUCUUCCUGUGGUGACAUUAACCAGCAUUGCAGUUGCACUUCCCAACAUUGACAAAAGUUCAAUUGAAAGAUUGUUAUGCAGUGUAAAUGAAGGCCUCAUGUAUGUCAUGUUAGUAGAAAAACACCUGGAUGCCGAAGGAGAUUUGAUAAACCUCAGGAAGGCAGCAGAUGUUGUGUGGUCGGGAGUUGAUCUCCAUUACAAGUGGCUAGGUGUAGAUCUCCGAAAAAUGGCACUCGACGCAAAAACCCCAAGGGAAAUUCUUGAAGAACUCUCCCAAAUUGCAAAGAAUAGAUUUAUGGAAUUUCAGAAUAGACAAGAAAUGCGUUGGAAGGAGUGUCCUUCAAAAUGGCCCAUUAGGGUACUUGCUGCCAAUUCUCUGUACAGAGUAAGUGAAACACUUCUGCUGGAUUCUGAUGGCAAAAACAACCAUGCAAGUGAUAGAUUAUUUCAAAGGUUAUACGUGAUGAUUGCUGAUUUAAUAUGUGCUUGUCUUACCAACUUAAAACAUGUCAUAUCAAGGGAGUGUGUUUGCAGUGCCAUAGAAGAGAGGAUGGAGAGGGUGCGAUAUGCAGUUUUCCUUCUUGGUAAAACUGAAAAGAUUCUGAAAGUUCUAGAUCAGCAAGCGCUGCCCAUUUUGGAUGCUGAUAAAAUAGCAUGCAUUGAUAAGUGGCGUUUAUUGAGAGAGCAGAUCUCGUUUCCCUUUGAAUCUUCUUCACCAGAAAGUGACAGAACUGCUUUCAGUUCAUCUGAAGUGCACCUAUCCAUCAAGUAGAAAUCAGAAGCCUGGAGAAGGUGAAAAGUGCAGGUUAUGAUCUAACUAUGCAGCAUGAACCUGUUUAGGUUAGCAUGAAUUUUGUAUGAAAUCUUUCAGUUUUGACUACAUGUAAGACAUUUCAGUGAAUACAUGCUUAAUGUAAAUGUGGAGCAUGCAAAGGAUUUACGAUGUGGAA